AAGUUGAAACCCAAAAUUCAAAGCUUGCAAACUAAACCCGACCCGAACUUUCUCAUCUAGGUAUAGAGAUUCCACCGGACUCCGCCUCCGCCGUAUUCACAUCCGAUCAGAUCAACAUCUCCAUUCUGAAGAGAAAUCGUGAACAAAAUGCCGUCUCUUCAAACAGCUCUGCCUCCUGAACUCGCCAACAACGCUAUUAGGCUGUAUCGGGAAUGCCUACGUAGAGCCAAGUACAUUGGUCAUAAGCAACAUAACACAGAGCUCGUUGUUCAAAUGGUGAGGCAGCAGUUCAGGAAAAACAUGCAUGAAACCGACCCAGAGAAGAUUCAGAAGCUGAAAGAUGAUGCUGCAAGAGGACUUAUAAAUCACAUAUUAUAUGAGGCUGAGGCAAUGACAGGCAGAAAAUUCAGCUGAAGAUCAUAAUUGCUUUUAGAAGGAAGUUGAUUUUGACUUCUCUUGGGCAUCUUUAUUGAAUAAUUUCACUUGUAACUUGAAUUUGCCAGUGAUUUCUUUGUUUCAUUCAAGUUAUUUGCACCAUACCAUGACAAAGGUAGUUUUUUUAAAUCUGUUUCAUUCAAGUUAUUUGCACCA
This is a messenger RNA of Helianthus annuus (common sunflower), 591 nucleotides long. RefSeq lists its product as uncharacterized. The coding region runs from base 148 to 414 and encodes 88 amino acids. NCBI's taxonomy places the organism in Eukaryota, Viridiplantae, Streptophyta, Magnoliopsida, Asterales, Asteraceae. The transcript is spliced from 5 exons. The record is from RefSeq and is a predicted model, not a curated record.